CAAAGUCCAAAACUAAAUUCGGCCAUAUCAGUUAGCUUGACUAUUGGUUCGUUCUUGACUCGUGGCGCGUUCUUCUCUUCCAGUUUUGGAGAUAGUGUUAAUCAUAUUAGUUUCAGCCAGACACAGAAGAAGCAAGAACCAAACUCUUUGAUAUUUUUACUGUUUCACAAUUAAAACAUAGGAAGCUUCGAAGUUUUUCGUUUCUUGCAAUGUCUCACACCUUGCAAUUUUCAUUCUCUUCAAGUGCAUUCAAUUCUUCAAUGAAGGUGGAGAAGAUGAAGAUAAAGAGACUUAGAAUUCGUUGCUUUCGUGUUCUAUGCUCUUCUGAGCGCUCCAGUUUCGAAGAUAAUGCUGAUAAUGCGGGAGGUCAGGUUUCAUCUCGGGUGAUCUUGGUGGAGAGAUAUAGCAAUGGUACUGCGAAGAGAUAUGUAUUAGGUGAUGAUUCGCAAUUGCAAACUUUUCUUGUUGACGAUGGAAGGUCUACUAGGCCAAACAGGUUUCAGGAUUCCCAUUCCUCUGAUGAAAGACUAUCGUGGCUUCCAGACACAAUCAAAGAUUUUAUCCUACCAGCAGGCUUUCCAGGAUCAGUUUCAGAUGAUUACUUGCAUUACAUGUUACUACAGUUCCCUACCAAUGUGACUGGAUGGAUCUGUCACACCCUUGUAACUUCGAGUCUUCUAAAGGCUGUUGGUGUUGGCUCUUUCUCUGGAAGCACAGCGGCUGCUUCUGCUGCUGCCAUCAGAUGGGUCUCAAAGGAUGGCAUUGGAGCCGUAGGACGCUUAUUCAUUGGUGGGAGGUUUGGAAGUCUUUUUGAUGAUGACCCCAAGCAAUGGAGAAUGUACGCAGACUUCAUUGGCAGUGCUGGAAGCAUUUUUGAUCUGACAACCCAACUAUAUCCUGGCUAUUUCCUUCCUUUGGCAUCUCUUGGAAAUCUUACCAAGGCUGUAGCAAGAGGACUAAAAGAUCCCUCUUUUCGCGUGAUUCAAAACCACUUUGCAAUUUCAGGAAAUGUAGGAGAAGUAGCAGCAAAGGAAGAAGUUUGGGAAGUGGUUGCUCAACUGGUUGGCCUUGCUUUAGGCAUUUUGAUUCUGGAUACACCUGGCCUUGUAAAAUCAUAUGGUGUACUUUCGUUAACUUGGUUGAGUAUGCGAGUUCUGCAUCUUUGGCUACGCUAUGAAUCACUUUCAGUUCUUCAGUUUAACACAAUAAAUCUAAAGCGUGCUCGCAUACUGAUAAAAUCAUACAUGUUACAUUCUACUGUUCCAGGAUGCACAGAUUGCAACAGAGAAGAGAAUAUAUUAAUUUGGCCACAGUUCAUGAAGCCAAAAAUAAUUUUUGGCUUGCCAUUGGAGAAAAUGGACGGUGUGGAGAGAUCUCACUUUAUGGUGGAGGCACUUCUGAAGUUAUAUGCAAGUGAGAAAUAUAUUCUCAUGGUGAAUCAGCAACCAGAAGAUUUGAGGUUUUAUGUUUCUUUCAAGGUUGGAGCCACAAGUGUUUCAGUAUUACGAAGUGUAUGGCAGACUUUCUGGUUGAGUGAGAACUGGGAUAGUGAUGUUAAUAUUUGUGAUCAAAUAGCUAACAGCCUAAUGGAAUUGGAAGAAAGGUUUGAGGAUUUCAUUCAAAAGUUGAAAGAUGCAGAAUGGGACACUCAGCAAUUAAAUUUGAAGGUUCCAAAAAACCUCUUUAUUGAUGAUGGUAAUACCAAUCCCCUCUAAAUUCUAAAUUGAUGAAGCUGAGGAUGUUCUAUAAUGCAAAAUCAUAUGACCAUCAUGAGGUCCUUCUUUAGAGUGGAGGCAUAAAUGAAAUUGUAGAUUUUGUAAGCAGUUUUGCAAGCAUUCAGAUCAAGAUAGUAUAUUCACACGCAGACAUUCAACUAAGGUGGACACAGUAUUUAUGUUGGCCAAUUGGCUUGUAUUAACUCAUUGAAUACCAAAUACCCUCUUUGAUACUUCAUAGGGAGGCUCCUGUUGUAAACCGUUUGUUCUCAAUUUUGUUUAAAAUAUUUCUUGUA
Messenger RNA from Vigna unguiculata (cowpea), 2011 nucleotides. RefSeq names its product root UVB sensitive protein (Protein of unknown function, DUF647) (gene RUS5). Lineage: Eukaryota; Viridiplantae; Streptophyta; Magnoliopsida; Fabales; Fabaceae. The record is from RefSeq and is a predicted model, not a curated record.